UGAGAGGAAGCCUCGACAUUUCAGUCGUAGAACUGAUGAGAGGAAGAGUGACUAUCUCACGUUGUUGAGAUAUUUCACUUUUAUUCUUGUUUCCUUCGAGAAACAAGAAUAUAGAAAUUAAGCCUUUGUGCAAACAAAAACCAGGGCUCUCUCCCUCAGGUGAUCUCGCCUACGCAACGUGAGGGCAUGACUAUCUACGACUCUGCCUCUAAUCCUGCUCCUGAUCUGCUAUUAGUUCAUGUUUCGAAAACGGAUCUCUACUACUAAUCUGCCUAUUUGACUACUAUUUGUCUCCUAUUGUUGCUCAAAAAUAAAAAUGACUACUACUUCGAUGUCGGACAUCUCCUCCUCUACUACUCCUAUUGUUGCUGGUGAGACCUUUGCGCCUAAGGUAGUCUUGGGGGCUACUAUUAAAUUGAAUGGUGCAAACUAUCUGCUCUGGGCACAAGCUUUCCGUAUCUUCAUUGGCGCUCAGAGCAAACUACCACAUCUUCUUGCAUCUCCACCACCAACCUCAGAUCCCACCUACAAUUCAUGGCUUUCAUCUGAUUAUUGUGUUAUGACUUGGCUUCUCAACAGUAUGGAAGCACAGAUCAGUAGCAGCGUUAUGUUUUUAACCACUGCGAAGGAGAUGUGGGACAACCUAAAGAUUAUGUACGGGAACGAGAAGAAUGUUUCUCGCGUAUUUAAAAUUUAUGAACGAUUGUUUGCGUUCAAACAGGGAGAUAAGUCAGUUCCGGAAUUCUUUGGUGAAUUAAAGGGACUGAUAGACGAACUAGAGAUGCAUCAGCCUGCAGUAGCUGAUGCAGCGACGCUAUUAGGGUAUCGACGUGAUCUGGCAGUAUCCAAAUUUCUUUCUGGAUUGAACUCUAAUUUACAGUCCCAGGUAAGAGGACAGAUAUUGGGUGGAGAUACAAUUCCCUCACUGACUGCUAUAUUCUUCAGAGUCAUGCAGGUCUCUACUGGUGUUACUUCUGAUACUACUACACCAUCUCCACCUACGAUGGAUCAGUCUGUCAUGUUCUCUAAUCGAGGCAAAGGCCGCGGUCGUGGUCGUGGUCGUGAUUCAGGGGGAGGACGUGGUUCCUUUGGUGGGAGGCAAGGUGAAUCUGAUAAGGGCUCACGACAGUGUGGUCAUUAUGGGAGAAUCAAUCAUAUUUCUGAGAAAUGCUGGGAGAAGUUUGGUCGUCCUCAGUGGGCCCAGGUAGCUGAUACAGAGUCGACUAACUCAUCUAUUUCUGCUACUACUUCUGAUGGACCAGCUGUUACUGCUCCUACUGUUCAGAUUUCUCAGGCAGAUUAUGAGAGGUUGCGCCAGCUAGAACUCUCUCAGAAUAUUCAUUCUACUACUCAUGCAUCCUCUUCAGGUAUGGAUGCUUACAUAGCUUCUUCUCACAAACCCUGGGUACUAGAUUCUGGAGCCUCAUCUCAUAUGACAGGACCUAGCAACUGGGAUGAAGAUUGGUUCGGGGCAUGAAAAAGGAGGUAUGUACUAUUUGGACGACAGUGUGCCAGAAGCUGGCCUUGUUGCAUCACAGUCUGACUCCACUUUAUUGUGGCACUGGCAUCUGGGUCAUCAUUCACUACAAAAACUUAGAUCGGUAGUUCU
Molecule: messenger RNA, 1609 nt
Organism: Asparagus officinalis (garden asparagus)
Lineage: Eukaryota; Viridiplantae; Streptophyta; Magnoliopsida; Asparagales; Asparagaceae
Exons: 2
Coding region: 317-1477 (386 amino acids)
Source: RefSeq, a predicted model, not a curated record